AUGCCAAAACAUGAAUUCUUUGUAGACAUGAGCCGUGAAGGGUGCUCGAAUGCCGUCAGCUGUGUUCUCAACAAGCUAGGAGGUGUUCAGUUUGAAAUUGACCUGCCCAACGAGAAGGUGAAUAUAGACUCAGAGCACAGUGUUGACACCUUACUGAACACCCUGAAGAAAACUGGGAAGGAUGCCUCUUACCAUGGAGACAAAUAG
Podarcis lilfordi (Lilford's wall lizard) is the source of this 207-nucleotide messenger RNA. Lineage: Eukaryota; Metazoa; Chordata; Lepidosauria; Squamata; Lacertidae. The record is from the annotation of a GenBank genome assembly.